This is a messenger RNA of Durio zibethinus, 1229 nucleotides long. Its product is annotated as putative F-box protein PP2-B12. Gene Ontology annotation, molecular function: protein binding. NCBI's taxonomy places the organism in Eukaryota, Viridiplantae, Streptophyta, Magnoliopsida, Malvales, Malvaceae. The record is from RefSeq and is a predicted model, not a curated record.
UUUGCGUCGAAUGCUUUAUUUGUACGCGAAUACUAAAAAAAAAUCUGUAAAUGUAAUAUAAAUUCUGUUUGAUCCGACAAUCUGUCCUUGUCUUGGAAGAAAAAAAAAAGUUGACUGCUAAGGUUUCAUCGUAUAAAUUCUGUUUGGACCGACGAUCUGUUGUUGCCUUGAAAGAAAAAAAAAAUCCUUUUUUAAGUAGAUCAUCAACCUGGUCGGCAACAGUUGAGUGUAGCAGUCAAAACAAAAUGGGGAGUUGCAACACCAAGAUUGACCAGAGAAAGGAGAAUACCGGAGAAGAAGAGAUUGGCUUUGAUAAUGAUGAGCAGGGUGUUUCAUUGAAUGAACUACCCGAAGUGUGCAUAGCCAACAUUCUGUCUGCCACCACCCCUGCUGAUGCUUCCAGAUUCGCCUGCCUUUCUUCUACUUUCAGAUCGGCUGCUGAUUCCGAUAGCGUCUGGAAAAGUUUCCUGCCGUCUGAUUAUCUGACCAUUUUAUCAGAAUCAAGGGCUCUUCAGGCCGACUCCUCUUCCCUCACUUUCUCCUCCAAGAAACACCUCUUUUUCUACCUUUCUCAUAAUCCUAUCCUUAUUGAUCAAGGCAGAAAGAGUUUUUCACUAGACAAAUGGAGUGGCAAGAAAAGCUAUAUGAUUGCUUCAAGAGAUUUAUUGAUUACAUGGGGAGGUACACCGGCUCAUUGGAAUUGGAUUUCCCAUCCUGAAUCCAGGUUUAAGGAGGUGGCCAAGCUGAAUUAUGUGUGGUGGCUUGAAAUCCGUGGCAAGAUUAGUACCUCCAAGCUGUCACUAGAUACAAACUAUGCAGCUUACCUUGUAUUCAAGAUGGGAAUAGGAGCCUUCGGCUUUGAAUACCAUCCCGCAAAGGUUGAACUAACACUUGGAGUUGAUGAAAUUUGUAGAAAAUAUGUUCUUCUAGACCCCAUGAUUCAGAGGCAUCGUCGAUGGUAUAAGCUUAAAUUGAUAUACCUUAGUGUCAUGUCCAGUUUGGAACGUCCAAAGGAGAGAACAGAUGGGUGGUUAGAAAUUGAGUUAGGUGCCUUCUACAAUAGAUAUGGAGUAGAUGAACUGAAGAUGAGUAUCAUGGAGGUUAAGGCUGGCGUUGAAAAGGGUGGCCUUGUCGUUCAAGGGAUUGAGAUUAGGCCUAAAGUGGAUAAGUGCAGUCUAAAUGGUACUAAGUAUAUAUUUGUUUCCGCUUUUUGAUGCAUACUUGGACUU